UCAUCUGUCAGUUAAACGUCAGGGAAAAUGUCACAAACGUCAUUAAAAUCAACAAUGUUUGUUUUUGUGGCUUUUGAGGUUUUUGGCUUGUCGUUUUUGCCGUUGAUAAAGACUAUACUUUAUCGUUAAAGUUUCGAAUGAUUUUUGGUGCAUCACAUCCACGAACGAUCGAUCAUUUGAAAUUUCUUGUGAAAGUGCUUAUUGUUACAAAUAUAAAAAUAACGUGACCAUGACUGCUCAUGUGCAUUGUUACAAUUAAUUCCAAGUUCUAAUUAAAGCGUGAUUAGAAAAAAAUGGGUGACAGUUUAACCGAAUGCAUGGAGAUUUUCUCCCAGGAUGGGGUGCAGCUCAAAACAGCACAGGCGUCUUUCGUCAACUAUUUGAACCUUGUGGGCACGUUAUAUAUCACCGAAUAUGCAAAUUCCAACUGCAGGAGGUGUCUCGAGUGGAAGCCCAAUGAUGUAACUGUGGACUCAGACGUCCAGGACCAGGAAUGGGCUGUUGUUAACACUGUCCAGAAAAGAUCGAGGACCUACAGUGAAAGCCUCCCACCAGACUCAACAAUUAAGCCCAAACUGUUGAAAGUCAAUUUCGUUGAUAUUAAAAGCUUCAAAACUUCGAAUAAAAACCGUCAAUUGACUUUGUUUGAUGGCAAAUCGGAAAUUAUGUGUUGUUUCAUGUUCCAACACGGGAAUUGUGAUUAUUUAAUUACGGUUUUGAGAGGAAUGCUCAAAACAAUACCUGCCAAAAGAGACAAGCAUCUUUUUAUUGUUAUACAUGACGAGAGUCUUGAAGCAGCACAGCUGGACAAGUCUUUCGCUGAGUUAAAUAUCUUUCAAGACCCUCCACCCACGCUGUGGAAGCUUGUGAAAAGUUUCCAUGAUAGGCCGUACGAAACCACACUAGAGACUUUUGCCAAAGUCACCGAUUAUGUUUACAGAAGUCCAGAACAAAGAGAUAUCGACGACGAUCAAAGAGAACUGUUGCAUCGAAGUCUUACCGAGUAUGCAAGUUCGCAUUCUCAAGGAGAUUACGAAGUCAUAGCCAAAGUUCCCGAACUUCCCGAACGAAAAGACUAUCCCAGAGGCCGGCCCUUGAGCGCCGAACAAUGGAAAAAUUUACAAAACCACGAAGGUAAAAUCGAGGAUGUUGAGCAAAUCAAACUCAUGAUAUUCCGAGGUGGAGUGGCGCCCAAUUUGCGCUACGAAGUGUGGAAAUACCUCCUGGACUAUUUCCCCUGGAACAGCACUCAAGCCGAACGUCAGAAAUUAUUAUGCGAAAAAAACGACGAGUAUUACAACAUGAAGCUCCAAUGGAAACGAAUGACCAAAGUCCAAGAAGACAACUUCUCGGACUAUCGCGAGCGCAAAAAUCUGAUCGAAAAAGACGUAAAUCGGACGGACAGGACGAUGGAUUUUUACGCCGGGGAUAACAACCCGAACUUGCAGCUGCUCUACGAUAUUCUUAUGACCUACAUUAUGUACAACUUUGACCUAGGCUACGUCCAAGGCAUGAGCGACUUGCUCUCGCCCAUUUUACACCUCCUCAAGAACGAAGUCGAUGCCUUUUGGUGCUUUGUGGGUUUCAUGAAUAAAAUUAGCUCCAACUUCGACAUAGACCAGGCUGGGAUGAAAGAACAGCUCCAGAACUUGCACACUUUGCUCGGCUUCAUUGAACCACAACUCGUCAAUUACUUGGAUAAGCACGACUCAGGAAACAUGUUCUUCUGUUUCCGGUGGCUUCUAGUUUGGUUCAAACGAGAAUUGAGCUAUGACGAUGUGAUGCGUUUGUGGGAAGUCCUCUGGACUGGACUUCCAUGCGAAAAUUUCCAUUUGCUAGUCUGUGUUGCGAUUUUAGAAACGGAAAAACAAGCACUCAUGGAAAAUAAUUACGGCUUCACCGAAAUUCUAAAGCACAUUAACGAUCUCUGUGGAAAACUGGACGUCGCUGCUGUUUUAGUCAAAGCUGAGGGGAUUUUUCACCAAAUCAAAGAAGCGGAACAUUUGACGGACAAUAUUCGCAUGAUUUUGGGGCUUCCCCUUGUGGGGGUGCAACAAUGUCCCGAGGAAAUUCUAAGUACAAGUCCCGACAGUCCAGAUGAGGAUCUCUAUGAGCGAGUUUAUGACUCAAUGCAACACGUUAUGACUUAGUAGUGUUUGUACUUUUGUAGGAAGGCUAGGUGUACAAGAGCUCAUUAUUUAAUGAUUGCAAAUUGUUAUUAUGUGUUUUAUCAAUUCUUCGAAUUUUAUUGCUUUUAGAAGAGUUUUGGCAACGUAUAUUGUACUUUUAUGGCAAAUAAAUAUUUUUUAUGAAA
Tribolium castaneum (red flour beetle) is the source of this 2314-nucleotide messenger RNA. RefSeq names its product TBC1 domain family member 15/17 (gene Tbc1d15-17). Bases 294 to 2150 code for a protein of 618 amino acids. Lineage: Eukaryota; Metazoa; Arthropoda; Insecta; Coleoptera; Tenebrionidae. The transcript is spliced from 5 exons. The record is from RefSeq and is a predicted model, not a curated record. Gene Ontology annotation, biological process: activation of GTPase activity. Gene Ontology annotation, molecular function: GTPase activator activity.